This is a messenger RNA of Paramecium sonneborni, 1788 nucleotides long. The record is from the annotation of a GenBank genome assembly. Lineage: Eukaryota; Ciliophora; Oligohymenophorea; Peniculida; Parameciidae.
AUGAAUAAAAUAUUUUCAAAGCCACUUGAUGAAACUUGUGAUAAUCCUUAAUUACAUGAAGCAACAAAAAUGUUUCUUACAAUGAAUAAGGAGAACCAUACAAGAGAAGAAUUACAUUAUAUUUUAUAAAGAAUGGAAGAACUUCCUUACUUUAAACAAUUUGUUUCAGAGAAAUUACAAAAAGGAACACAAAGAAAUGAUAUUUUGGAAGUACUUUUAAGUUUAUAAUCUUAGUUAUGUUCUCGUUUAAGGAUGGAAUACUUUAAAGGAGGAGAAGUGUUGUUCUAGGAGAAUGAUACAUCAAAUGAUAAACUUUAUAUAAUAUAAUAUGGUGAAGUUAUGUUGAUGAGGUAGAAAAAAAUGGAUUAGCUGAUGUUAUAGAGAUAGAAUUCAGAACAUGGUCAACAACAAUAAAUAAAAAUUUCUUAAAUUUUAAAUGCAAAGAAGUUCACAAGCAAAAUAAUAAGACAUCAUAACAUUCAUAAAGAGACAACUAUUUCAAAGGAUGAGAAAUAAUAAUUAGAACAUAAAUAUGGAGAAUGCAUAAGAUUAUUAGGAGUAGGCACAGGAUUUGGAGAGAAAGCUUUGGUUGAGAACAUUCCAAGGUCAUUAACUGUUGCAUGUUAUAGUCAUGAAUUAUUUGUGAUAGUUUUAAAGAAAGAUGAUUUUAUAACAUAUUAGAUGACAUUUGAAAAAACAAAGAAAGAGAAGUAGCAAUUAAUGUUUAAAAUAUUUAAAAGUAAAGUUAUUAAUUAAAUAAUUUAGAUGUGAAUAAUGAAUAUUCAUCUUAAAGAUUAGAAAGUAUGAUUUAUAGUUGUUAGACAAUAACUUAUGAUAGAGGAACUUAUUUAACAUUAGAAGAUGAAGAAGGUGAUGCAUUUUAUUUAGUAAUAAAUGGAGACUUGACUCUAUAUAAAAAAAUUGAUAAUAGAAAUGUGUCUUUAUGCAUAAUAUCAUCAGGACAUUUAAUUGGUGAAGAAAUUAUAAUUAAUAAAACUGGCAAUUAUGAAUAUAGUUGUUCAGUUACAUCUUUAUUAGCAACUGUGAUUGUAAUAGAUGCUAAUGAAUUUAUUCAUAAGUUUCCUGAAGAAUGCAGAUUAUAAUUAAUAGAAGAUUAUGGUUCUAAGACUUUAAAUAGAUAAAGAUUGUUAUAAUAAUUAAUAUAAAAGAAGAAAGCUUAAAAUUCAUCAAAUAAAAUACUUACUAAUGAAUAAGUAAGAUUGUUAACAGAGAUUGAUGAUGUUGUUAUUGAUUAAAAUAAGAAUCAUAUUGUUGAAAGUAUUAGAAAGUAAAAAGAAAUUCAAUUGAAUCAACAUUUUUUAACUAAUUAUUCAAAUCCUAGUGUAUAAAACUAUUGCAUCUCUAAAAUUAUAGAUAGGGAAAAAACAUUUCAUAAAUUAAUUAAGAGUUGUGAAUUCUAAGAAUUUGAUUUUGGGUAUGGAAGCAAUGAUAUUAUCAAGAGAAGAAGAUUUAUGUUAGAAAAUAAAUUAAAUUUAAAGAAACCUCCUGAAAAUUAUCUAAAACCUUAAUUUCAUAUUCUUCCUCUCACUGUUAAGAGAGAGGUGGUCAAAAGUUUCAGACUAAAUAAUAAAAAAAGUGUUUGUUAUUCUAAUUUUAAUAUUAGUACACUCACAAAAGUAUAGAAAAUAAAGAAGUAAGCACCUUUGAAAAUAAAGGAAUUGAUAACAACAGCUCGACCUUCGCAAUAAUAAUGUGAUAGCUAUAGUACACAUAUGUUUACUUAGAUUGAUGAUAGACAAUCUCUUUGAUUAUAGUUUUAUAUUAUGG